Prunus avium (sweet cherry) is the source of this 1323-nucleotide messenger RNA. Its product is annotated as 2-alkenal reductase (NADP(+)-dependent)-like. Lineage: Eukaryota; Viridiplantae; Streptophyta; Magnoliopsida; Rosales; Rosaceae. The record is from RefSeq and is a predicted model, not a curated record. Gene Ontology annotation, molecular function: 2-alkenal reductase [NAD(P)H] activity.
CGUCAGACUCAGAGUAUAUAUGAGGAGGGUGCAUGCAGAUGCAGUCCAGGCCUGGGCGAAGUAGUAAAAAAUGGAGAUGAGCAACAAGCAGGUGAUUUUGAGAGAGUACGUUUCUGGACGGUUUCCCACAGAGGCAGACAUGUAUGUGAAUACAAGCAAUUACAUAAGCUUGAAGGUUCCUCCACAAGGCUCAACUGUGUUGGUCAAGAAUCUCUACUUGUCCUGCGAUCCCAUGAUGCGAUUUCUCAUCAUGGAUAAUUCUCAUCACAGGAUGACCAAAUACGUUUAUUGUACCCCUGGCUCUCCAAUAUGUGGGUAUGGCGUGGCUAAAGUUUUGGAUUCCAGUCAUCCAGAAUUUAAACAAGGUGACUUAGUAUGGGGGCUAACCAGAUGGGAAGAGUACAGUUUCAUCACAAACCCUGAAAGCCUCAUCAAAAUCCGGCACACUGACACUGAUGUACCUCUUUCCUACUAUACUGGAAUUCUGGGUAUGCCCGGUAAGACUGCUUAUGCUGGUUUCUUUGAAGUAUGCUCUCCGAAAAAAGGGGAAUACGUGUUCGUGUCUGCAGCAUCCGGAGCAGUUGGGCAGCUUGUAGGCCAAUUUGCAAAAUUGGCUGGUUGUUAUGUUGUUGGAAGUGCUGGAAGUAAAGAAAAGGUUGAUCUACUGAAGAAUAAGUUGGGGUUCGAUGAGGCUUUCAACUACAAGGAGGAGCAUGAUUUAGACGCAGCUCUGAAAAGGUACUUCCCUCAAGGCAUUGACGUCUACUUCGAGCAUGUUGGUGGGGAAAUGCUGGACGCUGUGCUGCUCAACAUGAGAGAACACGGUCGCAUUGCCGUCUGCGGAAUGAUUUCACAAUACAACCUCCCCGAGCCUCAAGGAAUUAAAAACUUGAUGCAAAUUGGAUUUAAGCGACUGCAUAUACACGGAUUUACACAUCGUGAUUACGAUCACAUUGUGCCUAAAUACUUAGACUUUGUGCUGCCUUACAUCCGCCAAGGCAAAUUAGUGUAUGUGGAGGACAUAGUUGAAGGGCUUGAGAAUGCUCCAGCAGCCCUGGUUGGGCUCUUCACUGAUCGCAACUUUGGCAAACAAGUCGUUGCACUUGCGAGACACGACAAUCAAUCAUCAAAUCAAACUUAAUUAGUAUCUCUAUUCUCUGCUUCUUGUUGUUGUUGUUGUUGUGCCCUCUUCUCUUCUUAACUUCUUAUCUUAUAGCGCUAGAGGUAGGCCUAUAGCUACUUCUGCUUGUAAUUCUCUGUCCUUUGAGAGAGCAAGGACAAUGAGAAAAUACAUACUUUGGAUUAAGCUACACAUGCAAAUUG